CCCGGCUUCUCAAUGGGCUUGUUCACAUCGGGGACGCGGUGGAUCGUUGGAGCGCUUGCUGGGGGAGCAGGCUUUCUUCUCUGGACAGGACUUGACAGGUUUGCUCCGGGAGCAGAGAGUUUGCUGGGACUGGAUUCUUUGUCGCGAGAUUCAUCGUCCCGUUACAACGAGCUCGAGCGGCAGAUCGCCAUCUUACAGGAGCAGCUACACGAAGUUGCUGAGAUCUCCAACAGGAGGGGCAUGGCGACGCUGGCUCUCGUCCGGGUCGCCUUCCACCUCGUAGUGUUCGGAAUGGCAUCAUGGCGGAUCCAUCGGGUGAAGGACGGUUGCAAGUCUCUCAAGAAGCGCGUGUCUGCCAUGCUCGACAUGCUCGACGGACUUGGAAUGAAGUGGCUUCCGAGCAUGUUCCGACUUGAGGCAGAGGGAAGACGAUCCAAUGGGGGAGAACGUCCCGGAGACACUACGGCGAGCAAGGCAGAGGAGAGCGAGGGGCGGGAUAGCAGCUUCGAACGAAGUGAGAUGUACAGGGACAGGGUGAUGCAACUGGCCGCAGACAUGGAGGCAAGGGUUCGCACAGAUGGAUGUAAGGGUGUGCAACCUUCAA
Molecule: messenger RNA, 604 nt
Organism: Guillardia theta CCMP2712
Lineage: Eukaryota; Cryptophyceae; Pyrenomonadales; Geminigeraceae
Exons: 8
Source: RefSeq, a predicted model, not a curated record